Messenger RNA from Aureobasidium melanogenum CBS 110374, 300 nucleotides. RefSeq lists its product as uncharacterized. NCBI's taxonomy places the organism in Eukaryota, Fungi, Ascomycota, Dothideomycetes, Dothideales, Saccotheciaceae. The annotation marks the transcript as partial. The transcript has a single exon. The record is from RefSeq and is a predicted model, not a curated record. Gene Ontology annotation, biological process: positive regulation of DNA-templated transcription; mRNA export from nucleus. Gene Ontology annotation, cellular component: SAGA complex; nuclear pore. Gene Ontology annotation, molecular function: transcription coactivator activity.
CAAACUCAACUCACUACGGCCCUUGUCGACGGUGGAAGUAUUCCCAUCAUCCAGAACGCUCUCCUCCAUGAACUUCAGGCUUCAGGCUGGUCAACAAAUCUCAAAAACCACGUCACUCAACUCAUGCGUUCUGGCGAGUGUACCAAGUACGAUGACUUGAUGGAACGCAUUCUCGAAGAAGCUUUGGCAGAUCCCAACACUGCGAAAGACUCGAACUCUCCUUCUUUGGCUAUUCCCGAUGAGGCCAUUACUCAGGCUGUCAAGGUUGUCAAGAAGGAGUUGGACAAGAUCUGUCAAGUC